AUGCAGCUCAACACCAUACAACUGGACAAUUCAAUACCAGACAGAACAGUACAAUACAAGGCAAUACAAAUCAAUGCCAAGCACAGCAGCGUUCAAAACAGCGAUGACGCAUCAUCUUGCCAACGUGAGACAGCCAUCAAGUUUGCCGACCAAAACGAGGACGGCCCUUUCGACCUCAUCCUACACACUGGAAGAAUAACAUUGGGAGACUGCUGUAAAAGUUUCUCCGAUGUCAUGACCCUUGCUAGGCCCGAAGAACUCAAAAUUGCUUUUUUUUCAAACUCAAUAAACUUCUUCUCAUCGUCUUACAAAAUUUCCUCAAGUCACUUUGCAUUGGUGGAUGGCACGCGGAGAGCUCCAGAGUCCUACACGAAACUGAUCUACUACAGCCACAGCCCCUACGUUGAGGGGGGCUUGCUAGAUAGGGAGGAACAAAGAGUUCCCUGGUUCAGGCACAGGAAAGAGGAGGAUUUGAGAUCAACAUGUUACUUGAGAGAAGAAUUUCAAAGAAGAAUGGAGAACAACGAAGCAGUCAAGUACACACUACAAAUUCAACUAAGUGCACGACUCGAAGAAUUAUUCUGGAAUCCUCAAAUGAUUUGGGAUGAAAAAGAAAGUCCCUGGCUUGAUUUAAUGCGAAUACAAUUGACUACAACCAUUCCGUUUAUGGCUCUCUGCCGAACUUACUUCAACAUCGUCGAUAAACCUUCAUGUUUGCAAUUCCGACAUCCCAAAUCAGCCUACGACUUCCACAGUUUCCAGUACUGCCUGUCAAAUAUGUACACCAGACUUGAGUUGGACCAUCUUCAGAUUGUCGUCUGGAAGAAUGACAGCUGUCUGCAGAAGGAAUGUUCAAAGAGAGGGAGAGUUCAGUACUUUGUUACUCUCUGUACAGCUCCCGUUAAGGAUACCAAAUCUCGUGUGGACGUUUUCUUAACUUUAAUUGGCACUCGAGGCAGAACGGCCCCGCAGAAAUUGGAUUACCACCUGGACGAGGAGGAAGAAGAUGAUGUAUCGUCAGCUGAAGGAUGUGAAAACUUCAUCAUCAACACGGAAUCAGUUGGUGAAAUAUUGGCCAUCAGUUUGACAGUGCGUCACCGACAUCUUACAGAUGAAUGGUUCCUCAGAUAUGUCAUCCUAUCAGAUCCAAAUAAGACAAAUGUUAAGCACUUCCCCUGUUACAAUGUAGUGCUGUCGAAAGUCACACUCAGGCCUGGCGAAGUCAGCUUGCCCCAAAAGGACUGUCACGAACUCAUUCGUCAAGAAAGGUUGUUGGAGCUGCGCGAUCGAAAAUCAGACUACCAAUGGUAUGCCAGUUCCGAACAACCGUUCGGUUGGAUAGGUGCUGAAACCGUCAGAGAUCUGCCACUGAGUGAUCGACUACAAGCAGAAAAGUUUGCUGGAAUGCCGUGGGAUGUUGAUCCAACCGCCAUGGAAACGUUGCUCCCGUUCUUGGCAACAGCUGCUUCUAGGGGUCUUCUUCCAAAUAUACCUUUAUUUUAUCGACAAACAUCCGCUACCGGUGACAACUUACCUUCAAUUGGACCCCUGCUCCGGCAGUCGAGGAUGCCUUCAAACAAACUGAAGCCCAGUUCACAAGCUGCACGACGUAGGUGGAGGAAAAUAAGAUUCGCCAUCGCAUUCAUUACAAAAGUGAGAAUUCCCGAUGGUCCGAAGGGUGACAUGUGCAGAUCGGUACAGGAUGAUGUUGACUUCGGUCGAUACUUCCUCAUGGGGCCCAACCCUGUGAUGCUGCGAAGGUUGAGAAAUUCUCUUCCUUCCAACUUUCCCAUUGCCGACAGUAUGUGCGCUGGAUACAUGAGCCUGGAUCUCACUCUACAAUCAGCACUUGAGAAGGGAUUGUUGUACAUAAUUGACUACGCCAUCCUCUCAGACAUUCCAGUAAUUAGGCGAGAUUCCGACAACAGAUAUUUAGCGGCUCCCAUCGUUUUGUUUUACGAAAGGGAAUUCGGCGACAUAAUACCGCUAGCCAUUCAAUUAAACCAAACUCCGGAUGUUGAUAAUCCCAUUUGGACACCCCGGGACACGCCUGAAGAUUGGAUCAUGGCAAAACUGUGGGUUAAAUGCGCUGAUUUCCACUACCAUUUUGUCAUUUCUCAUCUUCUCAAGUGCCAUUUUGUUGCUGAACCAUUCGCUGUGGCCAUGAUGCGACAACUUUCAUCCUCGCAUCCGGUUUAUAAACUGCUCAGACCUCAUUUCAGGUAUUCCCUGGUAACAAAUACACUUUUGAGAAGACAUAUUUUAAGAAGAAACUGUGCAGUCGAUAAGUACACGUCAAUCGGCUCGGAGGGGGUGAAGCAUCUCAUGUUGAAGUAUCUCCAGGGAGAGUUCACUUGGGACGAGUUGGAUCCCAGAUGUGAUUUGGAAAAUAGAGGAACUAACGACAAAAAUCAUCUGCCUUAUUACUAUUACAGAGAUGACGCGACGACGAUGUGGAACUUAAUUUACAAAUACGUCAACAACAUGUUGCUACUCUUCUACAAAUCUAACGACGAUGUCAUGGAAGACACGGAACUGAAAAGUUGGGUCGCUGAUGUUUCGGAGUAUGGCUUCCCUGGUCUGGAUGUCGACAUCGAUGCAAGCAGGUCAAGCAAGCGAGAGAGCUCUAUAAUGCAAAGUUCCGUUACGAGACAAGAUUUGAACGACGCCACACAAUCAGUGAGCAGUGAUUUGGCUAACACUCCAAACGAACAAAAUGGUGAUAAGAUUAGUUUUAAAAACGACUUGAAAGAAACUAAUGAAACCAUCAGUCAUUUGAACGAUUCAAAUGGAAGACCUUCUAAGCCAUAUCUCUUGGAAAGCCAGUUGAAAAAGUUUUCGAAAUCCAAUAAGGAAAUGCCCAGUUAUGAAAAGUGUAAUAACUUCCUAUCAGAUAAAUAUUUUUCAAACUCGCCUGCCCACUCAAAAACUUCCUCCUCUUCCAACACAUCGUCCGUAACAACUGUCAUACCCAACACCAUGAUUAAAAGAAAACAACCAAGACAGCGAGAAAUGCUCCGUCUACCGACAGAUAUCAACACAGUAGAAGAGCUCUCGGACUUGAUCACAAAAUUAAUUUUCGUGUCGACGUGUCAGCACUCGGCCACACACACGGAAGCCAUGGAUCUAUACGGAUUCAUUCCCACAGUGCCCGCCAUGAUGAGACAGCCUCCCAUGUCACGCAGGAAGAUGACCACCAAGGAUUUCAUUCAUAAAACACUUCCGGACCAAUUUCCAGAUGCGUAUUAUGGAUCUUUGGUCACGUUACUACAAGUUCACAAACCAGACGAGAACUCAUUCGGAGAUAGUUCUGAAACAUAUUUCGUAGAAACAGAAGCCAAACAAGUAACAGAAACUUUCCAAAACGACUUGAAGCGACUGACGAAAAGAAUAGAACAGCGUAAUAAAACAACGGGCAUCAUGUACGAAAAUCUCUCUCCUACCUGGAUACCAAACAGCGUCGAACCUCUACCGUUCCUGCCAAAAAUCGCCAAAGAAGAAGCACUGUCGGGUAAGAGUGAGGCAGACAAGGCAGCCCACAUUUUUAUGAUGACUCCUUCGGUGCCACUCAGCAUCCUACCCAUUUGCAUGUACAUGGCCAGGUCCAACGUUGGCAGAGGUGCGGCCGCCAACAAAACCGCGAAGACGGCAGCUUUCAAUCAGGGAGUUGAUGGCGUCGGAGUCCCUAAAAAGGACCGAGAGGAUAAGAUGGUGAUGCAGAGGCAGAAGUUUAACGCAAUGUUUUAAGGAAAAGAUUCAUUUCAUCUUAUACGUCAUCCUACACGCGGAUGUUUCACGCGUUAAUUGAUAACAAACUUAACAUGACUCAACUGAAUUGCACUUGAAAAAUGAUCACACACAGUUUCGAUUUCACAUGACUUGAAUAUAUUUUUUGUAUUACAAAAUAAAAAUUCAUUUUAUUAA
Molecule: messenger RNA, 3924 nt
Organism: Helobdella robusta
Lineage: Eukaryota; Metazoa; Annelida; Clitellata; Rhynchobdellida; Glossiphoniidae
Exons: 14
Coding region: 1-3747 (1248 amino acids)
Biological process (GO): lipid oxidation
Molecular function (GO): oxidoreductase activity, acting on single donors with incorporation of molecular oxygen, incorporation of two atoms of oxygen; protein binding; heme binding
Source: RefSeq, a predicted model, not a curated record